CGUCGUUUCGUGAGUCGUGUGGGUGUUGUUGAGUGAAUUCAGUUGAAUUGGUUUCGGCGCACUGUGCUCUGUAGUUUGUUUGCCUGGCCGCCUAGCUUCGUCGCAACUACCAGACACUCGCUCAGUUGAUUGCUAGCAGAUUACUCGCGCAAGCAUCAUCAUGAAGGUUUGGAUCGCUGCCCUGUGCGGAGCACUGCUAGUGCACAGCACCGCUGCCUUCCUCUUCUACCAGCCACGAGUUCCGAAUGCCGGCGACCGAAGCAAAAACGUGUCGUCACGCGUACCUGCACCAUACGGUAUCUCGAACACAUUCUGUGAUUCCGUGGGACACGUGGCUAGCUGCACCGGGCCACCAUCCGGCAGAGGAAACCCUUUUGGCAAGGCCUUCAAUAGCUUGGGAAGAAUGUGGUCCGAUGCGAUCUGCAUGGCGGACAGUGACGGUGAUGGCGUUGCUAACGGAGCAGAGCUUGGAGACCCCAACUGUACCUUCACACAGGGUGGCACACCAACAUUCACCACUGGCAUUAGCCACCCAGGAUUUGCCUGCUCAACAGCUGCCGAUCCAUUCUGCUUGUCUUCCCUCAAGUCACCACCCGGAUCAACACCUGGAUCAACAACUGGAUCAACACGUGAAUCCUGCACGACAACUAGCGCGGAAAAUCAGACGUCAUACACACUUGGGACUGUGAUCGGCGGUGUUAUCGCUGGAAUCUUUAUCGGGAUAAUAGCAAUGAUGGUGGUGGCCAUAAUAGCAAAUCGGAAGAUGCAAAGCAAACCCGUCAAGACCGACGUUCCAGGUCAGACGCAAAAUGCAGCAUAUGAAGGCGCUGAUAUUGCGGAGAGUUCCCUCACCAAAAGUGAUGCUUAUGGUGUUGUUGAAUCCUCCGCGGAACCAGAGUAUGAAUUUGUUUGCCCGUAGUAACUCACUGAUUGUGCGCAUUUCAACAUUUUCUGUAGUUUGGUGAGCUUCUCUGCGUUCUUUGCCUAUUGUUUUGCCUUAGCACAAUUAAUCUCAAUAUACUGCAUGCGGGUAUCGUUCAUUGUCUAGUAGGAUUGCUUUACUUUGGAAUGCUCUGCCCUUUGAAAUGAAGGCUUGUAAUACGUCUUCUGCAUUUAACGCCCAUCUUGCCUGCCUUCUUAAUGACGGGCCACAAUGUACCCGGUUAAAACAGCUCCUUUUUUGAAAUUUUUUUCAAUGAGUGAUGUGUCGCUUUGUUUUGCUUUAAUUGGUGCUUUUCUCCAAUGUCAUGCAGUCGUAUUUAUUCAGCUUUUAUUUCUUGUGUACUUGCAUACUGGUAUUAGUUUAGUCCCACAACCUGCGAUAACAUGAUCAGCUGUAGCGCCUACUCCACUUUUAUGUUUAUGUAUCUAUGUCAUUCGGAUCUUCCCAAGUUGUACAUUGUACUGUUGAGAUACCGAAUUCAAAUAAAUCAAUCCCAAAAAAAUACCAACAUACAUUCUUGCAUUUCUACUCCGUCGCAACGAUUUUCUUAAUCAGUUUUUUUGCAAUUCCUCAGUUUGGUGUUUAGUUUUAAUCGUUUUAUUCAAAGCAAUACAUGGCUGGGGUAGCCAAUGAACACUUUGCGUGGUGACUGCAGGGUUUUUAUAACCACAACGUACUCUCCACCGACUCCUUUAUUCUCAUGCUAUCUUUAGAUUACGUUCCUCUGUGAGUGUGCUCCCAACGAA
Sycon ciliatum is the source of this 1689-nucleotide messenger RNA. Its product is annotated as temptin-like. The coding region runs from base 161 to 919 and encodes 252 amino acids. The transcript is spliced from 6 exons. Lineage: Eukaryota; Metazoa; Porifera; Calcarea; Leucosolenida; Sycettidae. The record is from RefSeq and is a predicted model, not a curated record.